Messenger RNA from Phycodurus eques (leafy seadragon), 546 nucleotides. RefSeq names its product small integral membrane protein 36-like. Bases 244 to 546 code for a protein of 100 amino acids. Lineage: Eukaryota; Metazoa; Chordata; Actinopteri; Syngnathiformes; Syngnathidae. The record is from RefSeq and is a predicted model, not a curated record. The transcript has a single exon.
AUGAUGUAAGCGAGAAUCUGUCACCGGGGUGGCAGCUGAACUUAUUAAAGUGAGCCACCGAUCGGGCGCUCGGAGGAGCGGCGCCCAUCAACGUCUUUGCGUCACUAAACUUAGCUACGUCAAGCUGCGAGGAACAUGGAGGUGGCAGGACGGGCGGACGCCACGGCUUGUGGCCCGGGCGCCGUCUCGCGCGCUUGAGCUUCCUAACGGCCGCGGCGGGUGAAGCAGCAUGCGGCGGGAGUCAUGGGCUUUCUGGAAAACUACCAGGAGAUCGACCCGGUCACCCUCAACUUGUGCAUCCUGAUCGCCAGCUACGUCAUCCUGCUCCUCGUCUUCCUCAUCUCGUGUAUCAUGUACGACUGCCGCGGGAAGGACCCCACCAAGGAGUACGCGCCCGACCCGCAGCCCACCCAGUCGCCCAUCCGCCUGGUGGUUAUGCAGAGCUCCCCGGCUCCCGUGGCGCGCUGGGAUGCCGCCGACAUGGUCGCCACCUACCACGAGCCCUCGCAUGCUGAAUUCCGGGAGAAGAAGAGCACCAUGGUUUGA